UGUUCACGGUCACCCAGUCAGUCAUUAGUUGAGUCAGGAUUUCUAGUUCCCACUGGUUAAGACGAAAAGCCCGAGGGACAGUCGAUUCAGUUCUCCCGGACCUGAGGGGUCGGAUGGAGGCGGAAUUUGGGGUUCUGGCCCCACAGCCUUGCCCCUCCCCCUCAUUCCUCGGUCCGCCCUCCUUGCUGGGAGGCAGAGUCCGGGCAUCACCCCGUGUUCCCAGCGGAAUCUGGGCACUGCUUCCUCCGGGGUCCGCUCCCUAGCGACCUCCAGAGGGCGAGGCUGGUUUGGGGCUCAGUGUAGCAGGGGAGCCACCCUUCCCGGCCCUAUUUGCAUGGCAGAGACGGCUCGCUUCCUCCCCGCCCUUCCGCGGCUCUCUUCUUCCCUCCUUGCGGCUUCCCCACCCCGCAUGCCCUGGUCCCCUCUCCUCCCCAGCGGACCCCUUCUCCGGACUCCCGCUUGGGGCUCCCAACUCCCGGGCUCUCCUGAGCCCCUCGAGCGCGGAGUCCGGCGGCACCUGGGGGAGGGGUGUCCUGGGCUGGCCCGGCAAGGGAAGACGCCUGGGGCACUGCCCGGCGCUAACAAAGGGAGCCCGCUGCCGGCCGGCGUGGGCGCGGAGCGGGGUGCAGCAGUGGAGCCGCGGGAGGAGCCGCAGCCUUGGCGGCCAAGACCGCUGCGCGUGGGUUGAGACCAACUGAUGCAUCUUAGAUGGCUGCUUGCUAGAUGCCACUCACCAAAGUGCAGUCCCUUAUUUAUGGAUGAGUUGCCCGUAGGAGUAGACCCAGUUGUGCAGAGUGCACUGAGCGCCCAGAGAGAAGCAGUGAAUACCAUGGAGCCCAGCUGAAAUGAACUGGCCCCUGGAGCCUGUCCCAAGCCUUGGUGCCAGGUCUCCAUCCCAGCACUGAGAUGGUUUUUGAUUUCCCUGAGAAGAAUGAGCCUUGGCCUCCAGACCCAAUAAAGUGAACAUCCUCCUCAUGGAGAAGAACGCCAGUUCCUGAAGACCUAGAGGGUCUGCCGUCACAGGGAGAAUAGCCAGCAGCCAGCAGCAGGCCUGUUUUCCUGCUUAGAACGGAGUGGCUUCCCUGAACACAUCUUUCAUUAUGAUUCACAUCAUCCUGAGGAAAAAGCUCAGCUACUUUGUCCUGGCCUUUUUCCUGUUUGCCAUCAUCUGUGUGUGGAAGGAAAGGAAGAAAGAGAGUUACUAUGAUUCUCUUAAAUUGGAAACUGAGGGAUCCCGGGUGGUGACGAGUCUGGAGAAACUGGCUAUGGGGUCUGGUUCACAGUCAUCUGUCAGUACUGGCAAGGGCAGCCAGGCCCCCAGCAACACCAGGGCCUCAGCCAAAGCCAAGCUGGAGCCCUCCUUCCAGGUGUGGAACAAGGACAGCUCUUCCAAAAACCUCCCCUCCAGGCUGCGGACUAUCAGGAGAAAUUACCUGAAAAUGAACAAGUACAACGUAACGUAUAAGGGGCCAGGGCCAGGCAUCAAGUUCAGUGCAGAGGCCCUGCGCUGCCACCUCCGGGACCAUGUGAAUGUAUCCAUGGUAGAGUCCACAGAUUUUCCCUUCAACACCUCCGAGUGGGAGGGUUACCUGCCCAAGGAGAACAUCAGGACCAAGGCUGGGUCGUGGGGCAGGUGUGCUGUUGUCUCUUCAGCAGGAUCUCUGAAGUCCUCCCAACUGGGCCGAGAAAUAGAUGAUCAUGAUGCUGUCCUGAGGUUUAAUGCGGCGCCCACAGCCAACUUCGAACAAGAUGUGGGUACAAAAACUACCGUUCGCCUGAUAAAUUCCCAGGUUUCUGUUGGAGCCCUGGUGGUGCAGAUACUCCUUGGAAACCCUAUGGGUCAGCUCCACUCUGGCCUAGAGAGUUGCUAUGAGUUGGAAUCGACUCGAUGGGAACAGUUUGUUUUUUUUUGUUUGUAUCUUCUGCAAAUCGCUCCAGAGAUCUUCCUCAUGUUUUUGUUUCAGCUGCACAGUACUCUUUUGUGGUUGGUCACCACAGAAAAGCACUUCCUCGAAGAUAGUUUUUACAAUGAAGGAAUCCUAAUUGUGUGGGACCCGUCUAUAUACCAUUCAGACAUCCCAAAGUGGUAUGAGCAUCCCGACUACAGUUUCUUUAACAACUACAAGAGCUAUUGUAACAUGCAUCCCGAUCAGCCCUUCUACAUCCUCAGGCCCCAGAUGCCUUGGGAACUAUGGGACAUCCUUCAGGAAAUCUCCCCAGAGGAGAUUCAGCCAAACCCACCGUCCUCUGGGAUGCUUGGCAUCAUAAUCAUGAUGACACUAUGUGACCAGGUGGAUAUUUAUGAGUUCCUCCCAUCCAAGCGCAAGACUGACGUAUGCUACUACUACCAGAAGUUCUUCGACACCGCCUGCACGAUGGGCGCCUACCACCCGCUCCUCUUUGAGAAGAACAUGGUGAAGCACCUGAACCAGGGCACAGAUGAGGACAUUUACUUUCAUGGAAAAGCCACACUGUCUGGCUUCCGGAGCAUUCGCUGCUGAGUAGGGGCUCCCUAACCAGGGCCCUCACCUUUCUCCAUGGGGCAUUUUCCAGCUGGUCUCUUAGCUACUCUAGGCCUAGAAAGACCAUGUUCCUGAGCAACCCCAGCCUGCUCCUUACACUCUAUAGCCUUCCAUCAGCAGACCUCUGGGCAUUCAAGGGUCUGAGAGCAAGGAACCAGGUCCAGCCCUCCUUGUAACUGCAGAGGUGUGUGAACCCAACCUCCUUACCACAAACACGCAUACACACACCUAGCAGUCUUCCCAGGCAGAGUCCUCCCUUCCUUCCUCACAGGUAGAUGCAUACCUGUAGACAUGUCCAGGUAGAUCCACCUUUCCCACCAGGGCUGCCAAAGCUGGGCUUUUUUUGCCCUCCCUGGAUGAUGUUGUUCUCUCAAGCCAACACUCUACAUUGCUUGAAAUCUGCACCUAGAUAUUGAUUUCAUGUUCCAUAGAGAAAGUCCCCCAAAUCAUGAUUGUGCCCAGGGCAGGGUGAAUCUGGGGCACAAGUGGUAUGAGAUAUAGGAAGCAUGUUUGAUUCCUUCGGAACACAGUUGGGCCCAAGGUCCAUGGCUUUGGAAUCAUCUGGGAGACGCAGUGCUUGACUUUCUGUCAGGCUUGGCUGGUACUUAGCCUGGUGCUAAUGAGCACAGGGGCUUGAUAAGCGCAUUUUCCCUCUCCAAAAGGAGAUGAAAGAGACCAAAAAAUGUGGUCUCCAUCCUUAAGUUGUUCACAGUCCAGUGGGAGAGAGUGACAGUGGGAGAGAGUGGGCAGUUAUGACUCGGUGUGCUCAAUGCACUGGGCGCUAGGUGAGAGGCCGACUGGCUGGCGGGCACCCAGGAGGGCCACAGACCCACUGUGUGUAUGGGUCACAGAAGGCUUCAUGGACAUGGGGGCAUUUGAGUGGGACUUAGAGAAAGAGGAGAAUCAUGUAAAGCAGUGUUUGCCUGAGUCAUUUGAGUUGUGUCUUCUUUCUGCCUUUGUCACUGUUGUUUAUGCUCUAUGCCCCGUGCACAGUUACAGGCGAUAGUUUUUGAGGGAGCCCCCUUACCCAUGCCUGAGGUCACAGAGUGCAGCCCCAUGGCUGACCCCAGCCAAGCCCAAUGCCAAAGACUGAAUUUCUCUAGGCUUGGCCUGACCCAAUCCUACCAGCUGGUUUGGCACAUUAGACCCCAACUCUUCCUUUUAAUGCCUACCCCAAACCUUCUCCCCACUGCCGUCUUUUCAUUCCCUUUAAAAGAGUCUCCCGCCCCCUCGCCCCCACCUAAUUACUUUAAAGCAUUUUCUGCUUUAAAAGUAUCCUGACCAUAUUGCUUUGACCUUCUGUGGAAGGUCUCUCAGGGAGGGGAGAGGCAGUUCCCUAAGGGCUUAAAGCCAUUCUCAGAGGUCAGAACCUUGGAGACCACAACUGACUCCCUGAAUGAUUUGCAGGUGUGUGGUGUCAGAUGGCCAUGCCCUCCACCACCCCCCACCCCCAGGGGAGCAAUGUCAGUGUGGUUUGCACACAUAUGGUCCAGGUAGUUGCACUAAGUCCCCUCCCCCCAUUGAGAACCACACUGGGCUGGUCCGGCCCCUGGCAAGAAGUUAAAGGACUUGCUCAGGGCCACAAAGCAAAGCUGUGGAGCCAUGGCUCCCUGCCCAGCUUCUAAACUCCUAAGCUGGCCCCACGUGCUCAAAGGGCUCAAAGGCAUGAGCUCCAGACAACUGGCUUGGAGCUGGGGUCCUCGUUUAUUGCCAAGCCCUUGGCUUAUGUAGGCAGAGAAAGAGCACUGGACUGAGAAGUCCUGGGUUUCCAAAGUGAUGUUCUCCUACUUACUAGCUGUGCCACUUUGGAAACUUCUCUUCCCUGAGCCUCUGUUUCCAUGUCUGUAAAAUGGAGGUGAUGAGCCUACCUCACAGGGCUGUUGGGAGGAUUGAAUGAAAGCACCUGUCCUAGCUCUGUACCUGCCAGUUAAUAGGUGCUCAGUACAUGCUGGUUUCCAUCCUUCCUGUACUAAGGACCUGCUCUGUGCUCAUGCCUGGGCUGAGUUAGACCCUGCUGCCAGGGCAGCCAGAGAGGGGGCCCUGUGCCCAGGGAAUUAACUGUCCUAUGGGGAGACAAGAGCCACCCUGCUUGCAAUACCUAGGAUACCAUCCAAGGCGGUGGGGGAUGUGAGCCACGUCCUUCACUGUCUGCAGCUCAGGUCUGACUCUGCUCGGGAAGGAGCGGAGAGCUCCGGCCACUGCACUGCUGCCUGGAAUUAGUCUUUUGCACUUCUCUGGGCCCAUGAGCUCCUGGCUUGCUUUCUCUUCUGACUUGACAAACUCAUUGUGAUCUUUGCAGUCUUGAAUACCAAGCCCAGAAGAAGGUGGCAUUCCAUCAGCAGGGGAUACGUUCAUUGUGGAGACUGAGACUGCACUGGGUAGAUGCUAGUUUUUAAUUUUUAUGGUUAAUAUAAGGGAUCAAAUUAAUUUAAGUGUGAUUAUGAAGCCUACAGAACUUUAAAUUCUGGCUCUCUAUAUGUGGAAACUUCUGUAAAAAUGAAAAUAAGAUGUGUUAUUGUUUGUGUGAUGAGCCAUUUAAUAUUGGUGACAGAUAAUUUAAAACGUUGACUGAAUACUGCAGGGACACCACUGUCUACUUGGGGUUCUGUCUUCUUCAGUAACCAUCUCUUCAUCCUGUAUCACGAGGUCCUCUAAUUCUCCCACCAAUCAAAUAAGCUAUUGAUAAUGGUUUGGCAUUGAGGCAUUAGUCUCAGAGACUUCCAAAACAUGCCUAGGCUGAUUCUGAAUUACCCAACCCACCCAGAAAAAUAAUGUAAAAUUUUUAAAUAAAAAAAAAUUUUUUUAAAAGAAAAAGCUGGUGCCUCUCUUCUUACUUGCUAAGGGGAUGACUGCUGAUUAUGAACUCCUGUCUCCAAGGAGAACACGGCUAGGACCCUGAAUCCCCAAACCCUCUCCCACUAGCUUCUCUGGUCUUACCUUCCUUUUUCAAUACUCCAGGAAGAAGAAUGCCUAUUUACACCAUCUUUGAAAAAUUGACUUAUUUGUGGAUAUUUCCUCCUUUUGCUUUUGCUUGGAGUCAAAUAACUAAGCUGUUUCAUACACAAUGCCUCAGGGGAGGGAUGUAACAGGGCAGAAAUGGAAUGACCUCACCUUGGCUUUCAAAGCCCCUAAGUGAAUGAUAGAACCCUAGUGGCAUAGUGGCUAAGAACUCGGCUGCUAACCAAAAAGUCAGCAGUUUGAAUCCACCAGCCGAAGCUUGGAAACCCUAAGAGGCAGUUCUCCUCUGUCCUGUAGGGUUGCUAUGAGUUGGAAUCGACUCGACAGCAACGAGUUUGGUUCUUUUUUUUUUUUUCUUUUUAUUGGUUAUGAGGGUUAGCACUAUUCCAUAUUGGAGGGGGUUACAUAAGGAGUUGAGCGCCUUAGAUACGGUGAAGAUCGCUGGGGCCAUUUUGGAGGAUGGUUACCACAGUCUGCCCCAUUAACUCAGUGAUACAUGUCCCUCCCACACAAAAAAUACACUUGCCCCUCCCAGCCUCUACUCCCCAAAGUCUCAUCCUUCUACUCAGCAGCAGUCCUUUCACACUGUGACAUUCCCAUUCUUCAUGCUAUUAAUUUGAUCCAUUUAUCACUGUUGUAGCACAUCUUCAAAUAAUUUUUCAAAAAUACACAAGACGUUGCAUAUCUGAGGAUGUUUUUCUGUUUCACAUAUGAAAGAUGAAUUGCCUGGGUAUAAAAUCCUAGGGAGAACCAUCCUUUACCCUCAAAACACUGCAUUAGACAAAACACAUGGCUGUCAAGUGGAUUCCAACUCAUAGCGACCCUAUAAAAAAAAGAGUAAAACUGCCCCAUAGAUUUUCCAAGGAGUGACUGGAGGAUUUGAACUGCCAACCUUUUGGUUAGCAGCUGAGCUUUUAGCCACUGUGCCACCCAGUGCUCCAAAAAAGUUAGCAUUGAAGGCAUAAAUCAGGCAUAGUUAAAAUUAAUCCUGAAAAAUCCCUCAAAAUGUUCAUGUUUCCUUUUUUGUCUCAUAUCUUUGUAAACCUCUGUAGAUUCUUACGUCACAGAUGAUAAAAUCUUUUACCUCAUCAGCUUUAUCUUGUAAAAUUCUUCUUUUAAAAAAAAUGGGCUUUCAGUGGAAAAAAGAAAUAGAUGCAGAAAAUGUGCCAUAUUUUCUUACUUUAAUUACAUAAAUAUACAAAAAUAUAGAUAAAAGAAAAACACACUUUGUAUUUCUCUCCAUAUGGAAAUGUGCCUCUUUCUUAAGGGUGAAUUCAGUCAGCUUCUUGAUAUUAAAUGUAUUUUCUACCACUUUACACAGGGAAGGUGGCACCACAAAGCCCAAAAGACUCCUAGAA
Molecule: messenger RNA, 6838 nt
Organism: Loxodonta africana (African savanna elephant)
Lineage: Eukaryota; Metazoa; Chordata; Mammalia; Proboscidea; Elephantidae
Gene: ST6GAL1
Product: ST6 beta-galactoside alpha-2,6-sialyltransferase 1
Exons: 11
Coding region: 1101-2501 (466 amino acids)
Biological process (GO): sialylation
Cellular component (GO): Golgi apparatus
Molecular function (GO): beta-galactoside alpha-2,6-sialyltransferase activity
Source: RefSeq, a predicted model, not a curated record